UUAACUUCGCCUAUACUCACAAACCAUCAUACCACAAUCCCAGCUUGGCCUCUCUUGACCCAAAACCCUAACAUCUCUGAAAAUUUACACUCACUCUCAUGCACAGUUUCUCUCAUUCUCUUUGACGUUCUUCUGCAAAACCCAUCUCAGGAAUUUUUGACAUAUUUUGAGUUCAUGGCUGACUCCGACAACGAUUCCGGCGGGCCUAACGCAAACUUCAACAGCGAGUCGUCGCUGAGAGAGCAGGACAGGUUCUUGCCUAUAGCAAACGUGAGCAGGAUCAUGAAGAAAGCUUUGCCGGCCAACGCGAAGAUCUCAAAGGAAGCUAAAGAGACUGUCCAGGAGUGCGUGUCAGAGUUCAUCAGCUUCAUUACAGGAGAAGCGUCCGAUAAGUGCCAGAGGGAGAAGAGGAAGACGAUCAACGGCGACGAUCUUCUGUGGGCCAUGACAACGCUUGGGUUCGAAGAGUAUGUCGAGCCUUUGAAGAUUUACCUGCAGAAGUUCAGAGAGAUGGAGGGAGAGAAGAGUGUUAUGGGAAGGCAAGGGGAGAGAGAUGGUGGUGAUGGCAGUGUUGGUAAUAGUGGGAACCCUGGGGGUGGGUUUGGUGGGGGUGGGAUGUAUGGUGGGGUGCAGUCCAAUAUGAUGAUGAUGGGACAUCAUCAUAAUUAUCAUCAAGGGCAUAUGUAUGGAUCUGGUAGUGGUAGUGGAGCCUCUUCUGGAAGGCCAAGGUAGGUUUUCAGUGCGUUUGAAGGCGGAUGAUGUGUUUCUCAAUAGAAGAUGGAUGAUGAUGUUGAUUCUAAUUUAUCUAAGUUUCUUCCUUCUCACUUGCUCCCAAACAAAUUGAGAUAUGUUUCCUUGAUGAUGAUUAUAUAUGGUGCCAUGUUUCUUCUGUUGUUUUA
This is a messenger RNA of Alnus glutinosa, 899 nucleotides long. Its product is annotated as nuclear transcription factor Y subunit B-3-like. Lineage: Eukaryota; Viridiplantae; Streptophyta; Magnoliopsida; Fagales; Betulaceae. The coding region runs from base 175 to 732 and encodes 185 amino acids. Gene Ontology annotation, molecular function: protein heterodimerization activity; DNA-binding transcription activator activity, RNA polymerase II-specific; RNA polymerase II cis-regulatory region sequence-specific DNA binding. Gene Ontology annotation, biological process: regulation of transcription by RNA polymerase II. Gene Ontology annotation, cellular component: nucleus; CCAAT-binding factor complex. The record is from RefSeq and is a predicted model, not a curated record. The transcript has a single exon.